AUGUUGGUUGAAUUCGGAAUAAUUUUCUUAACUCUGAUCCUAACGCAUUUUCUUCUCCGUAAAUUUGUUCGAAGACUUAUCCUUGCCCAAAGUUUUCCGGGUCCUCCAGCGUUACCAUUCAUUGGUAAUGCACAUUUGUUUUUUGGAAAGCCACCAGAGCAAUAUAUCUUAACCUUUGAAGAGAUAGUUAAGAAAUACGGGAAUAUUAUCAGAAUAUGGCUCGGUCCAGAACUGAAUCUUUUGGUGUCGGACCCGAGUUUCAUCGAGACGAUCCUGGGGACGAAUCUACUAAUGGAUAAGGCAGGAGAAUAUCAGGUGUUGGAUCCGUGGUUGAAAGAGGGGCUGUUGGUCAGCUCAGGAGAAAAAUGGUUCAAACGUCGGAAGAUCAUCACCCCAGCGUUUCAUUUUAAGAUUUUAGAGCAAUUCCUUGAAAUUUUCGAUGCGCAAAGUUCCUCGCUGGUGCGGAUAUUGAAUGACCUUAAGGACAAAGAUAAUGUGGUGCUUCAUGAAUACGUCGGAAUGUGUGCUUUGGAUAUUUUGUGUGAUAUAGGAUUGAAGAAAGUGGUCUCCGUAAACACUCUUUUCAAAGGCAACUACUAUCAAAUCCUUCAUUUCUCAUAUGUCAAUCUCUGCAUAGAAGUCGUCUGUAAAAUCGGAGGAUGUUAG
Molecule: messenger RNA, 666 nt
Organism: Hermetia illucens (black soldier fly)
Lineage: Eukaryota; Metazoa; Arthropoda; Insecta; Diptera; Stratiomyidae
Product: cytochrome P450 4d1-like
Exons: 3
Coding region: 1-666 (221 amino acids)
Molecular function (GO): monooxygenase activity; iron ion binding; heme binding
Source: RefSeq, a predicted model, not a curated record